Molecule: messenger RNA, 1031 nt
Organism: Acanthochromis polyacanthus (spiny chromis)
Lineage: Eukaryota; Metazoa; Chordata; Actinopteri; Pomacentridae
Product: tryptase-2-like
Exons: 5
Coding region: 73-900 (275 amino acids)
Biological process (GO): proteolysis
Molecular function (GO): serine-type endopeptidase activity
Source: RefSeq, a predicted model, not a curated record
CUGUGUAUUUAAAGCUGCAGAUGUUCCUUCACAGCCUGCAGAGCCACGGCGACUCUGAGCUCCGUCACAACCAUGGUUUUCUGCAGACUGCUGCCCGUGCUGGUUCUGAUCUACAACACUGAGGCUGUUCUGGGAGCUGAGGUGAGGACCUCCAUCAUCGGAGGGAGGAACGCUGUAAAGGGCAGCUGGCCGUGGAUGGUCCACAUCAGCAUGACGACAGAGGACGGCAAGACUAAGUGGCGUUGUGGCGGCACCCUGGUCGGCAGUGACUGGGUGCUGACGUCUGCACAGUGCUUGGAUAGCCGACUUCAGCCUUAUCUGCAUCGAUCGAUGGUUUGGGUCGGCUCAUACCAGCUGCAGAAGGCCAGUGCCCGUUACAUGGCUAUAUCCACCUUUGUCCGCCAUCGUGACUACCAGGCCACGAGCGACGGCUACGUCAACGACAUCGCCCUGAUUAAGCUGAAGAAAAAGGUGAAAAUCUCAAACGAUGUUGCCCUGGUACAGCUGCCCAGCGCCGAUGACGUCUUUGGUCCAUCGUCUGACUGUUGGAUCAUCGGCUGGGGGCAGAUUGGAAAUGGUGUUCCACUGCCAAAUCCAGAAACCCUUCAGGAGCUGAAGAUUCCCAUCAUGAAUGAAGCUACCUGCAAGACCAUGUAUCCUCAGCUGACCUCUAACAUGCUGUGUGCUGGGGUCAGUACUGGAGGGAAGGACGCCUGCAAAGGGGACAAUGGCGGCCCGUUGGUGUGUCGUACAGCCAAGGGCUUCGUUCAGGUGGGGAUCAUGAGUUCAGAGGACUGUGGUCGCCCAGGCCGCCCGGGGAUCUACACUCGGGUGUCCAAGUAUCUGAGCUUCAUCAACGGCUACAUCAAGCAGAGCGAGGAAGCUUCAGCUGAGGUCUAGCCUUCCACCUGACAACCUGCUUUACUCCAAAGAUCCUCUCCUGUGCUGUACUGUCACCGUGGCUCGUCCUUACCGCUGGGCGACUCCGGUUCAUUUAACAAAUUUCUUUGCAUUAAAGCUUUGAAGCAUCA